Macadamia integrifolia is the source of this 676-nucleotide messenger RNA. RefSeq names its product scarecrow-like protein 18. The transcript has 2 exons. The record is from RefSeq and is a predicted model, not a curated record. The coding region runs from base 1 to 570 and encodes 189 amino acids. NCBI's taxonomy places the organism in Eukaryota, Viridiplantae, Streptophyta, Magnoliopsida, Proteales, Proteaceae.
AUGGAUUUGAAGGUACUAAAUUCACCUUUCUCCCAAAUUGUAAUUGUUGGACCACCGGCGAUUGUUCAGAGCAGCGGUAGCUGCUUCGACGAUGGAUGGCGACCCGCAGAUCCCAACAACCAGAAUCAGAUUCCUUUAGCAUCACACAACCACUUACCCUCUGGUCCAUCGAACCAGAACACGCGGCAACUGUUGAUCCACUGCACGGAGCUAGUAUGUCAAUCUGAUUGGACCGCCGCUCAACGCCUAGUCUCCAUCAUCUCCUCCAAUGCUUCCCCUUACUGCGAUUCCAUUGAGAGAUUGGUGCACCAGUUUGCCAGGGCCCUUUCCUUCCGCCUGAAUCGGAACCCCUUAAGCCACAAUUUGUUGAUGCAGUCAACAACGGCCACCACCACAGCUGCCUCCAUUUCAGUCACCACCGUCGCCCCAACUCCUCACCAUCAUCAUCAAAUGAGAACCGGAGGUAGUGGUGGUUUUUGGGUGCACAGCGGCGCUGGUGGUGGUGGUGGUGUUGUUGCUCAAGACUUGGACAUGGAAUUGGAGUUCAAUUGGGAGGCGGUGGAAUCAUAAUAUCUCUACCUCAACCAAAUCACUCCCUUCAUAAGGUUCAGUCACGUCACCGCCAAUGAAGCCAUCUUAGAAGCUACAGAAGGCCAAGAAUGCAUCCACAUCCUUG